Messenger RNA from Anopheles merus, 10830 nucleotides. RefSeq names its product homeotic protein female sterile. The coding region runs from base 1975 to 4530 and encodes 851 amino acids. The record is from RefSeq and is a predicted model, not a curated record. NCBI's taxonomy places the organism in Eukaryota, Metazoa, Arthropoda, Insecta, Diptera, Culicidae. The transcript has 5 exons.
GGACACAACAGCACACGCAACAGCCGGUUCUGUUCGGGUCCCCCCCCCUCCCCCCCCACGGCGCCAUACGCCACACGGAGCGCGUUCGCGUUAGUAGACACCGGAGUGAGCUGCGUGUGUGCGAUAAAAGGAGAGUGAGAGCGAUCGAGAGAGCGAAGGGAAAAGAUAGUGCGAAAGAGCGAGAGAGGCUGUGGCAAACAUCCUCCAUCCUCGCACAGAGUGUAGAGCGUACCGGCCGUGUGUGCGCGCGCGCGCACCCCCGUGAGACGUGAGAUGAGCGCGCGAUUCCGGCGCGGUUUUCCCGAUCGUACGAACCGCGUGUUUUGGUGAGCUGUGUCUGUCCCCAUUGCUAGCUGUCAAACGGGGGCCCUUUUUUCGCCCCACUGUUUUCCGCGUGCGUGUGUGUGUGUCUGUCUGCAGCAGUUCGGUCGCGCACGGUGCGCGCUUAUUGUGAUUGUUGGGUGCACCACGUGUGUGCAUCGAUAUUCGAGAUUGUGGUGCGUGAUACGUCGUCAGACGAAGAAGAGGAAGAAGGAGAAGAGGAAUAAAAACAGCAUCCCCUCCCCCCUGUCGCACUCGUUUGUUAAAAACCACGGAUCAAAAGUGUCUGCUGGGUGGAUUCCACCGCCCGUGCGCCGAGACGGUGGGAGUGCGCCAUCUUGGUUGCCAUUCGCGCGUCCCGCCGUCGCCAUCGCGGUCGCGCAAUUUUGUCGUGGCAUUCGACGGCCUCUCCUCUGUCUCCCUCCACCCGGUGUCCUGUUGUCGCGUGUGAGUGUGUGUCCCAGUUUAUUAUUAGACCUCGUGAGUCUCGUGAAAGCCGGCCGAAAAGUGCGCGCACCCCGACAGCACCAGUGUACGGGUACGGUACCGGCAGAGCGCGUAGUUUUGUGUGUGUGUAUUUGUGUGUGUGUUCCUCAAUGCAAGCAGGCCUCCCCGCCCCCCCACUUUACAGCUGUGUGCCAACCAGCAGAAGCGUCAAGUGCGUGCGGGUACUUCCCGGCUCUGCUCCGCCCGAAAGGGGUACAAUAAUUUGCAAUUUCAUAUGCAAACUAGCGGAUGCACUUGCACCAGUUGCGCGACUGUCUGUGUGUGUCCGUGCAUAUCCGUGCUGGCGGGUCGUGAUUUGCAUUUGCGGUUUGUGCAGGAACCCAUAAUGCGGUUUCGGUGUCUAGUGGCGUGUGCGCUUGGCUGAGACAGAAAAGGGCCAUUCUGGGUGUCGCCGUCGUUCAGGUGUUGUGGCCUUCGCGGCAAAUGUGUGCUCCAGCGGCUAGCUGGAGCUAGCUGAAAGUGGUGAGCGGGAAAGUGUGUGUGUGAUAGAGCUCGUUUUAUUCAUCACAAGUGCAACUGACCCAGCGAGCGAACGAGUGCGCGCGGAGCCGUUCCGGUACACCACAUCCGGUGCGGAACUUUGUGCUCUCACAUGGGAAGCACAGUGAAGGUGCGAGUGUGUGUUUGUGUUUUAGAACGUGUUGGAAGUAAUGGUCAUCCAUGAUAAAAAAGCCGAAAAGUGAAACUACGAAAACAAACAAACAGAAGUCUGCAAACAAACAAGCGUUACAGUGUGGGUUUGAAGUGAAGUUGUAAGUGUGUAAAGUAAAGUACCAAACAGUGAUCAAAUACAACCGAAAUACAAAAAAGUGUAAUUAAAAGUACAAAAUUUGACAAGUGAAAAGUGUACACUGUGUUCAAGAAAAAGGCGAGCAAAAAUACAAGGUUCAUUUUCGUAGUGACAACUGCCACCGGGUGUGGUGGGCGGAGGGGAGCCCCGUUUUAGUGCGCGUGCAUCCUCCUUUCCGGUUUUGCGUGCGUGGUCGGCGCGUGAUGGUGAGGUGCACCACCGGGUGGCUAACGGCAGCCGUGGGUAGCUGUGGUGGCAGUGGGUCACCCCAACGGUGAACACCGGUCGUCGCAGUGGCCCCCCAGAAUGUGUCCAGUGGUGCCGCGGGGGCCAGCCGAGCGUACGGGCUCAUACUAAUGCUGCUGACUUCACUGCUCUCGUCGGCGUGUUCCCUAGCGGUGCCAUCGGUGGCACAGAAACACUACAGCGGCAGCGAAGGCGGCGGCGGUGGGUUCAGCGAUCAAAAUCACAGCACACUGUCCGCCUCAUCACCAUCAACCGUCGGCACCACACCGUCCACCCUUACGCUCCUUCACGUGGUGCAGCAGCAGCAGCAGCAGCAGCAGCCGGAGCGAAAGCAGCAUGGCAACCACCGGCGACCCGCUGAGCCGACCGCUGCUCUCGGAGCAGACGGGGAGCACGAGUACGGCCACCGGCCCGACCAUCCCGAUCUGUACAAUCUUACCCUGACGGCGAUGCGCCAGUACCUGCGCAACCACCUGAACGCAUCCCGGUACGGGAAGGCACCGCGCAAGCGCUCCCAUCUGCACGUGGACGCGGUGGACGUGGAGUUCUACCGGCGGUUCAAGGAGUUCAACACCAGCCAGGCCGUGCUGGAUGGAGUGGCCGGUCUGGGGUCGUAUCCGUUCGGUCCUACCCCGAACGGUUCGGUCGGGAUAGGAACGGACACGGUGGAUCGCAAUGGUCCAGCGGAACCGUUGCCGAGCGUGGUCAACGUUACGCCCGUGCCGGUGGCGUCCUCGUCGGUGGCACCGCCGGCCACUACCGGUCAGCGCGAUUACAGCGUCCUCAUGGACGAUCCGCGCGGCUACAUCACGGUGUCCUCCUCGUUCCCGUUGCGGCCGGGCAAAACGUCCACCACUUGGAACUCCACCUUCGCCCAACACAGAGGCUACAUCUACGGGUUGGUGUCGUUCUCCGUGCUCUGCGCCCUGGUCCUUGGGCUGUUCGGCGUGUUUCGCUGCCUGCGUGCGACGACCACCGGUACGCGAGCGACCGCCGAAGCGCUGACGCUGCCGAUCCAGUUCCUCACCGACGAUCUUGCUCCUCUAGACGCCAACUUGAACCACCUGCCGGUACCCAUGCUAUCGGUACAGUCACCGGGCUGCGCGGGGAUGGAGCGGCUCGGCGUUCCUGCCCGCGGUUCCAUCGGAUCACCUCCAUUAAGGAACGAACGGGCGGGCUUCCAUCACCAACAGCAGUCACAACAGCAGCAACAGCAGCAGCAGCAACAAUCGCAACAAACUCCCCAACAGCAGCAACAGCAGCAACAGUCAGCGCAACAGCAGCAACAAUCGCAGCAAAACCACCACCGCCAUCAUCAUCAUCACAAUCACCAUCAUCAUCCACACCAGUAUCAUCAGCAGACGGCGGUGGCGACCGGGCACAGCAACCUGCGGUUCAGCAGCAGCGAUCUGAUACUGAGCAGCACCACCAGUAGCAACUUUCGCAGCAACAACCACAAUCAAUCCUAUCUGUUCAUUCCGCACCAAUCGAACAACGUCGGUGGUGGUGGUGGUGGUGGUAGUAGUAGUGGUAGCAGUAGCAUCAACUAUAAGACGCACUACAGCAAUAGCUCGUACGGUGGCAGUAGCAUCGGCAGCUCGGCCAGCUCCAACCCGGUGACGAGCGGAUUCCCGCACUGCAUCUACCAUGUGCCGCUGCCGGACGGGGAGUUUGGUCCGGAUCGGGACCUGCGGAUACGGACACCGUGCCAGCAAUCGGAAAUACCUCGAACGUACGUGAAAGCCCCACCGAACAAGACCGUGCGUGACGUGCCCGUGCAGUACCAGUCGACGGGUGGGAUCACGACGCACGGCACCACCACCACCGCCACCAUGACCGGUACCGGCGGCAGCUCCAGCCUCGCCAGCUCCAUGGUAGACGUCGCGAGCUACUACGGCAGCGCGAAGACAAUCGCCGGACGGCCGGCGGGCGACGGUGGCCGUCUGGCAGCGGCCACACCCGGGCCCAGUUUAGGCGGUGGCACCACGAACAGCAGCAGCAGCGCCACCUGUCAGCAGAAAUCGGUCGACAAGCUGCAGAAGAUUUUCCGGUUUUUGCCAGGUAAAGCCACUAAAUCUUCCACUUCAUCAUCAUCAUCGUCGUCCUCCUCGUCGACGUCGUCAUCGUCGUCCUCUGCUUCCUCCACCUCGUCAUCCUGCGGCGGUGGCAUGAAGCACACCAGUAAUAUUAACAACAAUCAUCAAGGUGCUGGCACGGGCGUGCUGCCCGGCAGUAGCCACACUAGCAGCACCGCCAGUCUCAACAACAACAACAACGUCGGCGGCGGCGGCGCCCUCGGUAGCAUAAGCGGAUCCUAUGGACCUAGCAGUAGUAGCGUUAUUAGUAGCAAUCACGCCAACAACAAUCGCGUCGGGUGCGGUGUUGGCGGCAGUAGUAGCGGUAGCAGCGGCAGUACCGCUGGCAGCAACAUUCGAGUCGAUGGUCGCGGCGGCUUAAGCUUAGCGGCGCCCGGUGCCGGCAUCCACAAUCACAACCAGCACUAUCGAUCUCCUCCCACGCCGGCGGUGGUGGCGGCCACCUCACCGACCUCCUCGUCGGUGUCCUCCUCGUCCACGGCGUCCUCCCCGACAUCGUUAGGCAGCGCGCGGCCAUCGGAAGCGACCGGCCCGGGCGCGGAACCGGGCCACGCACCCUUCACGAUGUGACCGACGGUAAGCGGCGGUGGCGGUGGACGACGCAUCGUGGGCAGUGCGGUGAGCAGUCUUUGAAUUCGGCCUGCCUUCGCGCGCAUCACCUUGCCCGAUCGUCGCAUCCUCCGUCGUUGGCCGAAGCCGCUUAGUGUCGUACCCCAAUUAUUUAGCUAAUCGAUGUCGUGAUACUAUUUGUGAUGAAGAGUUAGAAAUGGGCAUGGAGUGACAGGGUCUGGAGUGUGCUGGUCGUGUUGCGGUGGCGAUGCGGGAUGAGCUGCUAAAGUAAGGGAUGGACUGGAUAGGUUUGUGGGGCAAGCAAACAAAAGCUGUCAAAUAGGAUUGCGGGUCGCAACGAAUCGAAAGGCCAAGUACAAAUCUUAGCUCUACUGUGACUGCGCGAGCGUGUUGAUCGUUUUCUUCGGUAACGGUAACAAAUAGGAUCGUUUGUAACGUGUAACGUCUGCUCCAUUUUGUAUUGCACUGUGACCGAUACUAGUCAUAGAAUUGUAACUCGUGGAAGGCGCCUUUCCACGAUCUUACCCCGGUCGUUGUGUUCUACGGCAAAGCGUGUUCUACACGCACCCACUGGAUGUUUUUAUUCGUGAAAUCUUAUUCAAACUAAUGUAAACCCCCCCCCCCCAACAUUGAAACAUUGGAUCGAUCGUUGAGAUUGAUUUUUUGUCGUUGUUGUGUUUUGCUCCUUACAACUCUCCCCUGUCGAGCUCAUGAGCCUGCUUCGAAGCCUCAAAACUCGCGUCACAGCAAUGUUUAAAUAGAAAGUAGCAAAUAUUAAUCGUAGAACCUAUAACAAAAACACAUACACACAUGCCGCUGGAACUGAUUUGUUCCGCUCUGACCAUAUACUCCUGUAUUGCCCAGUGACAACCAACAUUAACAUAAACAACACAGCCUGAAGAAGAUAAGACAGGAGGCUGCACACGGGCCAGCAUUAACAGCGAUGAAGGAAAGGAGCAGUACAUUUAAAAAAAAAACAGGAAAGGAAGAAAACGGUUAAAAAAAUAAAUACACAAAAUGAAUCGAGCUGUACAUUUUAUGCGCGUAUCUUAAGAUUUCUAAGCAUAACUAAACUAUAAAACUAGAUUUUUAAAAGCAAACACCAUAGGUAGAGAGAGAGAGAGCGAGAGAGAGAGAGCGAGAAAAGACGAAAGGAGAGGAUGGAAACGGUAGAAAGGAAACGAAACGCGAAUGGAUUGGAUUUACGAACCGAACGGGAGUAAAGAAAGGGAAAAGAAGGUGAACAAUAUUGUAAAAAAAACUAUUAUAAAUUAAACUAAAACAAACUUCGAUGUGCAACAACACACCCUAUGCGGUUUAGGAGAGCGUGAGCGAGCACAGCAUUGAAAAUGGGGGGAAGGAAGUACGAGAAGUACACGUGGUUUAUUUAGUCGAAAUCGAGCGCAAGAAAGGGAAGAGAAAACACGUGGAAAAAAGCACACACCCACUCAAAACUACACUUAUACCAGGUGGCAACCAAUAAGUAAACCAAUGAAUAAAGGGAAAAAUAAGCGCGAACCAGGGCCGCGUUAAAGGAUAAAUAUGUGUGUGUGUGUGUGGCCAGGAUGCGUCGUUGUUGCGUUUGUGGUGUGAUUCGAAAGAAAGCGUGCCGACGACGUCUGUCUCUCACUUUCUCACUCUUCCCCGACAGACGGGCGCGUUCCUGGCGGACGACGAUAGGAAGGACGAACUCUAUGAGCAGGUGUGUACGUGUGUGUGUGUGUGUGCGUUGAAAUGUGUGUGUUUGUGUGUCUGUGUAAUGGAAUGGAAUCUAGCAAAAAUGUUCUAUUUGUUAUAAGUUGUAUUAUUUAAGUAAAUCAAUUUGUCACGUGCGAGAAGUAUAGCAGAGUGUGGAUAGGGAUGGUGAGUGUGAACCAUGUUUGCAUGUUUUUUCGUCAUAUGCGUGAGUGUGAGUGUGUGGUAAAACAGAGAGAGAGAGAAAACGUGAGGGAAAGAGCAUAAGCAUUCGUAGGAGAAAUAAUGACGAGUCAAUCAAAGAGAUAAACAUAAUUCAUAGACAAAUAUGCCCAAUACUACCUACACUUGCUCACAACAGCACACAUAGAACGUCAGCAUGCAAUGCUGAUCGAAGAAUAAUAACACACACACACACAAAACACAGUGUAACUCAAACGUAUCGCUUAGUAAUCGCUUAGUAAACAGCAGCUCCUUACAUGGUCGAUGAGGCAAGACAUUCGAUUCAAUAGUCAUACAUGUUCUGCAAUAAACAGGAAACCGAAGGAUAAUAAUAACGAAAUACUAACUACCACCACUACUGGCUACUACCACAACAACAACAACUACUACUAAUACUAUUCAUUACUGUUACUAUCAAUAUUGCUGCAUCGUAUUACCGGAUAGAGACAGUUGCCGGAAAGCCAUUUACCAACAAAAACAAAAUACAAUAAAACAAACUACUGUUUCUGCUACUAUACACAAACGCUCGCUCGUAAAAAAAAACAACCUACAAUUUGUGUGCCACAAAUGUUCACCUCAAAUUGCAAACAAAACAGCAACAGACACAAACACUAACUGCCCCCGCAAGACGGGGUCCACUGAAUGCAUACAUUUUCCUCACAUAACAAAACAAUAAAUGAAAAUAGCGCAACAAAACCAGAGAGUAGUGACACCAGAAAGCGAAAAAUAGGAUAAGAAAAUAGAAGGAGUAACAAACAAAACAAUGGACAACAGAUCAGUGUUUGCUCUCCGCAGCGCCAGUUACAGCGAAAAAAGCGAAACUAAAACUACCUUUUAGCUAAAUAAUGUGUGUACUAAUGACACUUGCGUAAACACCUUUUUAUUUAGCGAAUGCAACAACCACGCAAAAAAGCAAAAACAACAAGAAGAAGAUAAACCGCACACCAGGAAUCCACUAUAACUACUACCACUACUACUAAUACUACUUACGACUACUACUAACUACUACAACUACUUGGCUGGGAAUGUGUAAUCUUUCUAAUAGUAUGAAAAUGUGUGAAGCACCAGAACCAGCAAAAUGGAUAGAGAGAGAGAGAGAGAGAGAGAGAGAGAGAGAAAAAAUUGCUGAACAGAGGGAGCUAAAGAGUUUUAAAGAGAGACGUUUAUUAUCUUAACUAUUAUAGUUUCAAUUAGCAUGGAUUAUUGUCAGUACUAAUGUACUAAUGUACUAAUGCCCGUGCAUGUCAAACAGGCGGGGUGAGUGUGGUGUAAAAAAACAAAACAGUGAAACGGCUCUAGCGAUAAGAAAAAGGAAAAAAUGGAAAGUCAACAGGGUGGAAAGUUUGGGAUAGGAAAAUUUGUAAAACAAGUAAAGCAAGUAAGGCAAGGGCGACAAAAAAGAAGGAGAACGGUUCGUCCACGGAACGCGCCUAAAUGUAGGCAACUGCAUUACACUUCCUUUUAAUGUAAGCAACCGAUGGGGACGGUGUGUUUGUGUGUGUGCCUGUGCUGCCGGGAGUGAAAAUAGGGACAGAAAUGGAGUGUGCUGUCUUCAAACACAUACAUACACACCAGGUAACGAGAUAAACAAAAAAUAUAUUUAUUGUGUAGACCCCGUUCUUUUUUUGUUUCUUAUUUUAAUAAUGAUGGGUAACAACAGUAAUGCAAAUGUGUUUUAUUUUAGAUCAAAUGGUUAGGAGUAGCCCGACAGCGAGUGAGAGAGGAAGAGAGAGAGAGAGCAGAUCAGGGUUCACCAUGUGUGGCUUAAUUUGCGCGCGAGUGUGGCCAGCUUCAGGGGGAGGGGUUGAUUGUUUGUAGACAAACGUGCAAAAAAGAGCAGCAAGAUUUGAUCUGUUGCAUAGUGAAUUGGGAAAAUCCAAACCCUUGAAACUGGGCCAAUCUUGGCUAUAAAAAGUGCCGCACAUAACGAACCUUGAAGCAGAGCGGUGAGCAGACCUAGGUAAAAUGUGCUCGUAACAGAGGUGGCAGGCCGGUGCGUGUAGUGAAAGUGAAUGUAUGACAAAUUUGUGAUAAAUAUUUAUUUAACGAAUGAUUAGUAUCGACAUUUGAUGAUUCGAUGGUGGUCAGCAGUAUGUGCCAGGAGGUUGUAGCGAGGGUGUAUGCGGGAGCGAAGGAGGAAUGAGUGGAAUCACAUAAAAGAUGAAAAACGGCGGGCUAGAGGUCGACUUGAUCAGCGAAAUUAACGAGGAUUAUUUAUUUGUUUUGUUUCACGUCGAUUACAGCUUUCCUUCCCAUUGUAUAACGGAAGGACCUUCCUUCCUUUUUUCAUUCUCAAAAAUAGGCAUUUGAUCUUGCUGGUAGCGAUUAAAGUUCACAGCGUUCCACAGCACACAGCGCAAUAGUAGUAAAAGUCAGUAUCAAUCUUAUACCCCGCCGUGUAGCUGCUGUUUAGCAUGGAAACAUCAACAUAUUUAAAUCGGCAUUAAACUUGAAACUACCGACAGAGAAAGAGAGCAAGAGACAUGAUCGGAAAGGAAAGGGAUGCAGCAGCGGGCAGAGUAGAGAAGAAGAAAAAAUGGAAAAAAAGAAACUGAAAUCGAAAUGUGAUAAAUGGUAACGGAAUGGAAAAUCGAAUGUACGUGUGCGCGUUUGUGUGUGCGUAUGUGUGUGUGUGGGUGUGGGUGUAUGUAUGUAUGCUCACAGCGUCACGUGCUCUCCCAUUGCACAGUGGAGCGGUGUGUGUUCAUUGAAAGCUCUGGUGUUCAUUAAUUCAAUAAGGGUGUGUUUAGCAACAUGUGGAUGUGACGACAAGGGAUGUGAUGCAAAAGCGAACCCUUCCAGUUGCGGAAGAGCAGUCGCGCGGUCCAAUCAUUCUUUGCAUAGGCAUCGAUAGAAACAACAAGAGAGAUCGAAAAUGAUCUAGAGUAAAGACAGGAAAAAGGACCAGAGUGUGCAACUUGGAUGUGUGUCCUGCGUUUCUGUCUGUGUGUACUGCGCGUGAGCAAGCGGGAAGGGGCUGAAGCGAGUUUCUUCGGCUACGGUGAUGAUGUUUAAACUUAUCCUAAUCGAAUCGUUGUUUUUUGAUAGCGUAGACUAAAUAAUUAAAUCCGUGUUCUGUGCAUCAGGCUAAUCAACGCAAGUGAGCGGGAGUGAGAGAGAGAGAGAGAGAGAGAGAGAACAAGAAAAAUAGAAGGUGGUCCUAAAAACCUAUUGGCAGACGAAUGUUUGACGCAAAAAAGAAUGAAAAAAGAAUUUAAAAAAAAAGAUGAACCAAAAAUUUGAUAUAACGUGAACGGGAUGUUGAGAAAAUGGCAGAAUAAGCUCUUAUAAAUAAUAAUAUGAAACAGAAAGGAAAAAAUACACCAGAAGAAGAAGAAGAAGAAGAAGGAAAAAAUACAUAUUAAGAAUCGAACAUACAACUAAAGGAGAGAAAAUAGACAGCAACCGUAAUCGUGUAACGCGUAACGCUUCCCGCGAUUACGACCAACCCUCAAAACCAGGCAGCAGAUAAAGCAGACUUCCACUUAAGCGCUGGAGCGGCCCCGUAAGUGCUUGGCUUGGCUCUCUGUUCCUGUUUCGUUUUUAACUUGAUGCUUUCCGUACUUCUUUGUAAAUGGCGUCGUUUGAUUUCAAUCAUUUCCUUCCUAGCGGGGUGUAGCUCGAGGGGCGUUUGUUACCGAUCAUUCAAACGCAGUAAGUGUCCAAUAGCUUUAUCCAAAACGAAUGAUAACUCAAGUAUGCAUACCAGGACCAGGUAGGGAGAGGUGAGGGGUGGAAUUGAUACUUUUGUGUGCAGAAUAGAGAGAAAGAACAAACACAAAGAAACAAACAAACAAACAAACAAACAUAAGAAAUGUUGUUUUGUGGAAGCAACUGAAACAAUAGAACAAGGAAAACAAUAAUGAUUCAGAGCAGCAACACAAAUAGAUAUACAACAGGUGACACGCAGACAGUUAUAGCACAAUUAUGUAGUGUAACGUAAGUAUGUAAAGCAAAGCUAAUCCAACACACUCACACAUAAGAGAACAAAACAGGAACACAAUGAGAAAUGAAUCCAAUUAAAAAUACAACUGGAAAUAAAGUUAAAAAAAAACCAACUAGAUAAAAGCUCGUUCCUUUUUGUGCAAAGAAUCACAGCAGAAAAUGUUAAGCAGAGUUUAGGUUAAACGCUACAAAAUACAAAUAACCCAUCUGUGCGCGAAGGCAGUACCACAUAAACUACCACAGCCCUCCACAGUACCACAUAAACCAGAACCAGAACCAGAGUUCCGAAUGCUUUUACCGAUACUAAUGCGCCGAGCAAGGCAGCCCCAUAUAUCAUUCGGCCGGGCUAGUACAGUCUCCACCCGCAGGCAGUGGCCACUCGGCGUAAGCACAAGCAUGUAUGUAAAUAGUGUACAAAUAGUGUAUCCAAAACAUAAC